CCCAUUUUACAGGCGAUUACAUGUUGUUGUAUAAUCACGAGCUACAAGCAUGCUACAAGCUUUGACAUUACUAGAACCCAUAUUUUAAGAAGCAGAAAUUUGAAACAAUUUUAAAGAGCUGCUCUGUUGUUCGUGAACAUAACAAAAAAAACAUUUCAAACCAACCAAGGAACCCAUGUUUUCUGACUACUUACAAGGAAAUCCUGUUAAAACAAUAUCACAAAAAUGAACAAGGUUCCACGAUAUUUUGAGAAAGUAGAAGAUUCAAAUGAAACUCAAAAUAAAGAUAUUAAACCGAAAAAAGAAUUUAAGAAGGAUAUUGUGUUUAAUAUUGACGUGAAACCAAAACCAUGGGGUCGUAGAAGGGAAGAUAAUCGAAUCAGAAAGGAACAAAGAAAUCCAAAUAAAAUAAGUAGAAAGAAUGUUAAGUACAGUGCUAAUACAAAACCAAAACUAUGGGAUCAUAGAACAAGAGAUGGUGGAGUUAAAAAAAUCAAAUAUGUUCCAAAUCCUAAUCCUAAGUUUCCUGGUCGUGUUCCCAUACCUAAACAAAAACUACAGAGGCAUAGUAGAGGUGAAGGCAUAGAGAAAAAAGGAAUUCGAACAGGUGUGCACAGGAAGAGAUUUGAAAAGAAAGAAAAAAAUAUUAAAUUAGCAACUGAAUUAGCAGCCAGAGCUGAAAUUCUGCUUGCUGAAGACACAGGUUUUCUAGAAGUAGAUGCUGGUGAAUCGAGCACUCAGUUUACACAGAAAGAGAUUGCAGCUAGUGUUGAUAUUAUAUCAGCUACAAAAUACUUUGAAUUACAUCUGCAUGAAUUCGGCCCCUAUCGUGCGAAAUAUACUCGAAAUGGAAGACACCUGCUUUUGGGUGGUAAAAUGGGGCACGUUGCCGCGUUUGAUUGGAUGACAAAAAAAUUACACUGUGAAAUAAACGUAAUGGAAACAGUACACGAUAUAUGUUGGCUGCAUGUAGAAACAAUGUUUGCAGUCGCCCAGAAAAAUUGGGUUUAUGUAUAUGAUAAUGAGGGGAUUGAAUUACACUGUCUGAAAAAACUUAAUAAAGUGUCUAGAAUGGAAUUCUUGCCAUAUCAUUUCAUUUUAGCAACAGCUAGCGAGGUUGGGUACUUAAGUUGGUUAGACAUUUCAAUUGGUCAAAUUGUAGCACAAUACAAUACAAACAUGGGUCGUCUAUCUAUAAUGGCUCAAAAUCCUCAAAACGCUGUUUUAUGCUUUGGGCACAGUAAAGGAGUUGUGACUAUGUGGGCACCUUCAUCUAAACAGCCCCUUGUUAAAAUGCUCUGCCACAAGUCACCAUUAACUGCACUCCAUAUUGAUCCCAGAGGAAUAUACAUGGCAACUGCUGCCAUUGAUAAAAGCAUUAAAGUUUGGGAUGUAAGACAACUAGGUGAACCUUUGCAAAAUUAUACUGUGAGGUCUGCUGCUGAAUGUAUCAAUUUCUCUCACACAAACAUGUUGGCCCUGGGAAUGGGAAAUAUUAUCGAAGUUUAUAGGGAUUGUUGUACUAAAACUGCAAAAAGAGCUUAUCUGCGGCAUCGACUGACAGGCUUUGUGAGCAAUAUGGAUUUUUGUCCAUUUGAAGAUGUUCUUGGAGUGGCUUCUUCGAGGGGCUUUACAAGUUUGCUGGUUCCCGGUGCCGGGGAACCUAACUUUGACGCCAGAGAAGCGAAUCCCUUCCAAACAAAAAUGCAGAGAAAAGAGGCCGAAAUCAAAGCCUUACUUGAAAAAGUUCCUGCUGACCUUAUAUCACUGGAUCCAACAAGAAUUGCGGAAGUUGACAUUCCAACACUUCAGGAAAAAGUUGAAGCAAAGAAAAAACUUCUGUAUCUUAAACCUCCAAAAAUUAAUUUCGAGUCGAAAAGAAAGGGUAAAGGUAGAGGAGGAACAGUUAAAAUGGCCAAAAAGAAGAAAAUCGUUCAAGAGCAGGCCAAAAAGGAAUUUAUUAAGAAGACUAAGAAUAGUAUAUCGACUUUACAAAAUAAUAAGAAGAAGAAAGAAAGCCAAACUACUCCAAAGAGUGUUUUAGAUAGAUUUCUACCAAAACCGACGUAAAAAAGAAUUUCCUGUCAAUAACUAUUUUUUCAAACAUUUUCAUUAUAAUUA
Molecule: messenger RNA, 2121 nt
Organism: Agrilus planipennis (emerald ash borer)
Lineage: Eukaryota; Metazoa; Arthropoda; Insecta; Coleoptera; Buprestidae
Product: WD repeat-containing protein 46-like
Exons: 10
Coding region: 226-2070 (614 amino acids)
Biological process (GO): maturation of SSU-rRNA from tricistronic rRNA transcript (SSU-rRNA, 5.8S rRNA, LSU-rRNA)
Cellular component (GO): small-subunit processome; 90S preribosome; nucleolus
Molecular function (GO): protein binding
Source: RefSeq, a predicted model, not a curated record